Molecule: messenger RNA, 2045 nt
Organism: Belonocnema kinseyi
Lineage: Eukaryota; Metazoa; Arthropoda; Insecta; Hymenoptera; Cynipidae
Product: protein kinase C-binding protein NELL1-like
Exons: 5
Coding region: 627-1688 (353 amino acids)
Source: RefSeq, a predicted model, not a curated record
GAGUGAGAAACAAACUCUCUUCGGUUGAGAUACUAUCGUGCGACAAACAGCCCUAGUUAGAGGGUUUCGCUCAGUCUCGAACGUCCCCCACGUUAGUUUCCUCGAGUACGCGGACGCGGUCUGCGUGUUCUAAGGGGUGCACAGCAUUGGCAUAUGGGAAGUUUACAGUUGUCUGGAAUAUGUUAUAGCUUAGAAUGCGCAGUGCGGGUAGUGUAUUGUUCUCGCAUGUCGUGUUGACACAUCAAGGUCAAUUUCUUUGUUUACUGCAUGAAGUCAAGUAUUACUUUGGUUCCUUUCUUUUGCAAACCCAUUGUAAAAAUUCACAAAUCAAUUAGAUCAUAAGUUUCUUUUAAAUUAAACUGGUGAAGAAUUAAAGCGCAACGAAAACGGCCAGGCUGGUACCGGUACCGCUUGUCACUCCCUCUCGGGGUCGUCAUAUUACUUUUACCUGCAUUCCUUGAGAAAAGUGACAAUACUUUUAAUUAUCAUAAUUAAUUAAUUAAUUAUCAUACUUAAUUAUCAUGGUGAUGCCUCAUAAAUUACAAAUCACAAAAGGAAAGGACACUCGCGGUGUUGACCGGAGUCGCUAACGAGAUCAGCUAUUGCUGGCCCCGCUGGUCCAGGCCAUGAUCGGUCCCUUCUUUCCCAGGGCCUUUAUCCCACAGCAACGUGGUAGCCGAUCUCAGUGCCGUUUUCGUGGCAGUAUCGUCGACGAGGACGAUGACGAACAGCUUAUAGUUUUAGAGGAAGUGCUUCACGAAAAUUUAGGACGACUUGAUUGUCCUUACCAAAAGGAAGAGCGUAUAUUUCGCCUAACUGGAAGCAGAAAGGACCGCUACUACGCCACGCGAAGACGAAGACGACGACCAUUCGCCGGGCCGGCGUUGAUCCUCGUAGCGACGGCUGCUGCAUUCCUUGUUAUUUUGGUUUCUACAGUGGCAGGUACAACAAACGACAAGGAAGAAAAUUCGAGGAAAACUGUGACUAAGGAUGCAAUAGACUUUUUGGACAUAAGGUCCAGGUUCGGUGGCGAUGCUGGGGGUGUUGUAGAUUUGCUUGCAGCAUUACAAUUGCACAACACUACACAUGAAGGCAUUACUCAGGUACCGGGCCUUGCAAGGCUAAAGCCUGCAUACUACCUUCAAGGUGAGGAGAGAGAGCUUCGACUGAGCGAGACAAAUUUUCAAAAAGCAGCCUCACUUCUCCGGAGGGUACCGGAAUUCACAAUGGUUGCCAUUUUACGGCAAGAGGAAGAAAAUUCUGGAACAAUAAUUGCCUUUUCCCAUGGAAACAAUAGGUAUCUGGAGCUGCAGAGCAGUGGUCGUAGAGACGAACUGCGACUUCAUUACGUGUCACGUCAAGACGGGGCUGUUCAUGUUGAAGAAUUUCCUUUUCGGUUAGCGGACGGAGCAUGGCAUAAGGUCGCCCUUAGCAUAAGCGGCUCGCAGGUCGAGCUCUUGAUCGACUGCCAUCCUCUCUACAGACGCCUCUUGAGACCAGGCCCACCCGACACGAACUUUACUCUACCUCUUCUGCAACUUUGGAUAGGCCAAAGGAACGCGAGGCAUUUUCUAUUUAAGGUAGUAGCUCAACCUGAAAGCCAGCUGCCUGCUUCCCAGCGAACAAGAGCGAAAGCGGAAGCUCUAAGGUACAGCGUCCUGGACGCCGCGCCGCGCAUAUGGAUUUAGUGGUACGCAGAAGGUUUCUUCGGCCUACUAACUUCCAGAUCAAAUAAGUGGCUUUCUCAGGUGUCAGAAUGAACAUCUUCACGAUUUAUAUGCUGCUUCAUAAAUCUUCAAGAACUUUCAAUAUUUUGGGUGAGUGUCUGUAGUUAUAAGUUGGGAGAUAUGACCGCGGAGGGGGAGGUUUUUACAUAACAAGUAUACGGGUUCAAGCGACCAGGAUCUGAUUCUUAGUCUUACUUUGACGUUUUAGUUCAUAAAUCAACGGCUCCUAUGUAAACAGCGUAAAAGGUCAUGCAACUAAUAAAAACGUAAUUCAACAUCUGGGUCAAUAAAAAAGUAACUCUCCAUUAGCGUUAAUAU